This is a messenger RNA of Lichtheimia ornata, 1368 nucleotides long. RefSeq lists its product as uncharacterized. The record is from RefSeq and is a predicted model, not a curated record. Lineage: Eukaryota; Fungi; Mucoromycota; Mucoromycetes; Mucorales; Lichtheimiaceae. Gene Ontology annotation, molecular function: identical protein binding; pyridoxal phosphate binding; transaminase activity. The coding region runs from base 1 to 1368 and encodes 455 amino acids. Gene Ontology annotation, cellular component: mitochondrial matrix. The transcript has 4 exons. Gene Ontology annotation, biological process: arginine metabolic process.
AUGCACCGAUUCCACCGAUCGACUCGUCUUGUUGCCUCUACACUUUCUCGACAUGGUGCCAAGCCCAAUGUCCGGUUUAUGAGUAGUCUUCCCAAACCAGUGACAGAGAUUACACAUCCUGAUGCCAAUGUAUCUCCAGCAACACAAGAGACUGUUCAACGUUUCAACCAAUACACCAUGUCCACCUAUGGUCGACCUGAUCUUGUACUGAACCGUGGGCAAGGCUGUUAUGUGUAUGAUACGGAUGAUCGUGCCUAUCUCGAUUUCACUGCCGGCAUUGCUGUUGUUGCCUUGGGCCAUGCCGAUCCACAAGUCGCCAAGGUAUUGGAAGAGCAAGCCAAGAAACUUGUACACACCAGCAACUUGUAUUAUAGCGAGACGGCUGGCUUGCUUGCUGAAAAGAUCGUAAAGACCACGCAACAACAUGGUGGCGAUUGGGCCAGCAAGAUUUUCUUUGCCAAUUCAGGAACUGAGGCAAACGAAGGUGCAUUGAAAUUUGCUCGCAAAUGGGGCAAACACAUUGCAGGCGAGAACGGCAAAAAGACCAAGAUUAUCUCUUUUGUAAAUGGUUUCCACGGUCGAUCCAUGGGUGCUUUGUCCGCCACUUACAAUCCCAAAUACCAAAUCCCAUUCGCUCCUUUGGUGCCUGGAUUUUCAUCCGUUCCUUACAAUGAUGUCGACGCUGCUCUCAAUGCCAUUGACGAUGAUGUAUGUGGUGUGAUCAUUGAACCUUUCCAAGGCGAAGGUGGUAUCCAUUCAGCCAACAAGGAAUUCCUCGAAGCAUUGCGUAAGCGUUGUGAUGAAAAGAAGGCAUUGUUGAUCUUUGAUGAAAUUCAGUGUGGUCUUGGCCGUACGGGUAAAUUGUGGGGUCACGAACAUCAUGGUGGCAUCAAGCCUGAUCUUUUGACUAUGGCCAAGCCGCUUGCCAACGGUGUGCCCAUUGGUGCUGUCUUAUCCAGUGACAAGGUGUCUCAAAUCAUUAAGCCUGGUGAUCAUGGUACCACUUUUGGUGGCAACCCACUUGCUACCGGUGUGGCCCUCCAUGUCUUUGGAAGGAUAAGCGAUGAAAGCUUCCUCAAGUCUGUGCAGGAAAAGGGUGAUGCAUUGAAGGGUGAUCUUAAGGCACUUCAAGCUGAAAUGCCUGAUGUCAUCAAGGAGGUUCGUGGUCAAGGUUUGCUUUUGGGCGUUGAGUUGUUCAAGGAUCCUUCGCCCGUUGUCAAGAUGGCUCGUGAACGUGGUUUGCUUUUGGUGACAGCUGGCUGCAACACCAUCCGCAUUGUUCCCCCACUUGUCGUUACCCCUGAAGAAGGACGUGAAGCUGUCGCUCGUCUUGCAGGUGCUUUGCAGGAAUUCAAAAAGUCUGCUUAG